Oreochromis aureus is the source of this 962-nucleotide messenger RNA. It is a transcript of the gene frg1, whose product is annotated as FSHD region gene 1. The record is from RefSeq and is a predicted model, not a curated record. The transcript has 9 exons. Gene Ontology annotation, cellular component: catalytic step 2 spliceosome; nucleolus; striated muscle dense body. Gene Ontology annotation, molecular function: actin filament binding. Lineage: Eukaryota; Metazoa; Chordata; Actinopteri; Cichliformes; Cichlidae. The coding region runs from base 80 to 847 and encodes 255 amino acids.
UUACUUCGCAGCCACCGUACUUUUCUGCACGGGAAACGGCGUUUGUUUGUUGUGUUACCUGUUAACAUUAGCUAAAGACAUGGCGGAAUACACACACGUAAAAUCUACCAAACUGGUUUUGAAAGGUCAUAAUAAAGGGAAAAAGAAGAAAAACAAAGAUAAGAAAAGAAAAGCCACAGAUGAAGAGGAAAGGCUUGAUAUUGUUGGUGGCUGGUGGUCUGUAAGCGGCUUUGGAGAAAUUACAGGAACAGUUGCCAUAGAGAUGCAGAACAACUCAUACAUCCAUGCCCUGGAUACCGGUCUCUUCACACUCGGUUCACCACACAGAGAUGAUGAAGGACCAGAUCCUCCCGAACAGUUUACUGCCAUCAAGCUCUCAGACACACGGAUAGCCUUGAAGUCUGGAUAUGGAAAGUACCUCGGCAUCAACUCUGAGGGUGUGGUGAUGGGGCGCUCUGAUGCCAUUGGCUCCAGGGAACAAUGGGAACCAGUCUUGCAGGAUGGCAAAAUGGCUCUCCUGGCAGCAAAUAGCUGUUUCAUUUCCUACAGUGACAACGGGGACAUUGUGGCCAAGAGCAAGACAGCAGGGGAUGGCGAGAUGGUGAAGAUCCGAACUUGUGCAGAACGAGAGGUCAAGCGUAAAGAUGACAUUGCAGAUGAGGACAGGGGCAACGUGAAGUCCUGCGAGGUCAAUUAUGUGAAGAAGUUUCAGAGUUUUCAAGAUCGAAGGCUCAGGGUUAAUGAGGGCGACGCCACUGUCCUAAAGAAAGCCAGGACGGAUGGAAAAUUUCACGAAGCUUUGCUCGACAGGCGAAGCAAAAUGAAAGCAGACAGGUACUGCAAGUGAAGAAUGUGGAUUGCUGUCAUGCCUUUGUAAAUGUAUGCAUUUUAUAGAUUUGAUCAUAUGACAUGGGAUUAUGACUGUGACUGUUUUAUGUAUUUUGAAUAAACUUUUAAUGUUU